Molecule: messenger RNA, 426 nt
Organism: Cooperia oncophora
Lineage: Eukaryota; Metazoa; Nematoda; Chromadorea; Rhabditida; Trichostrongylidae
Source: the annotation of a GenBank genome assembly
AUGAAAGUCAGAGAUGAUGCUGCCAGAAUGUUAGAGUCUGUGGAUGCAAAUCUUCCGCGAUUACAACCAGGAGCCGCGCUUCUAAACACGUCGGAAGGAGAAGCCCUUCUGACUUAUUUGAAAGACAUGUACAGUGACAUCGAGCGGCUUCGCACUGCCGAGAAGCAGAUGAAUGAACUUUCGCUGCAAUUGCGUCCGCUUUUGCAAGCGCAACAGGACAUACGCUUCUUUACUGUUGAUCAAGAAAAUACGGAGAAAAACUACGAGGAGAUCACGGAGAGAGUUGCUGCCGAGCUCACUGCCGAGGCACAGCUAAACCGCACUCUCGAAAUUCUCACCACUGAACUCAAUCAAUGCAGCGAAGAGUUGACAACCGCCGAUGGACUAAAAGAUCGCAUAGUAAGAUUCUUAUUUUUCCUCAUGAUG